GCUUAUAUACUAUCUCUAUGGUUUUGUAUUUUUUAUUUUGAUUUUUGUAUUUUUGCAAUUUGGGUACCUACAAAUUAUAUCUAUAGUAGAAAAUGUUUGGUGCUACGUAGUAAAUGAACAUAAUUAAAUGAUUUAAUAAUUCGAUUUGCAAAAAUGAGGCUGUUACCUUUUCUUAAAUUAUUUUUAUUGGUGUUUGUCUCCUUAACUGUUUUUUAUAUUUACUCUGUAAAUAACCGCAAAUACAUUUCCAGCAAUGUGAAAAAUGUGCCUAAGUUUACAAAAAGCCUGGAUAAGGAAUACAUUGAUAGAAUUGUGAUAUGUUUUGUUGUCUGUGAAACCAGAUUUAACGAGUCUCUGAAUGUGAUUAAAUCUGUAUUACUUUUCACAAAAACACCUCUGUAUUUUGUUAUAUUUACUGAUGGAACGUUAAGGUUACAGUUCAAUGAGACACUGACAAAAUGGAAGCUUCUUUUGCAUAAUCAAUUAGAUUUUGAAUUGCAAAAGAUUAAAUUUCCUGAAGAUCAUGAGGAAGAUUGGUUGAAUUUGUUUAGUAAAUGUGCUGCUCAGCGUUUGUUUAUUCCAAAAUUAAUUUCUCAUAUAGAUGCUAUGAUAUAUGUGGAUACGGAUACACUUUUCCUAGGCCCAGUGGAAGAGCUCUGGCAGGCUUUUACAAAGAUGAACAGAUCACAAAUGUCAGCCAUGACUCUCGAAGAUGACAAUCCUAAUGUUUCUUGGUAUCCCCGCUUUGCUAAACAUCCAUUUUAUGGAAAAUAUGGGUUAAACUCAGGUGUGAUGCUUAUGAAUUUAACUAGAAUGAGAGAUUUUGGAUGGGUUGACUAUGUUACACCCAUUAUGUUAAAAUGGAAACUAUACAUUCCUUGGGGAGACCAGGAUAUAAUAAACGUGAUAUUCCAUUACCACCCCGGUGCGGUUUACGUGCUGUCGUGCCGCUACAACUACCGCUCCGACCAGUGCAUGUACGGCGACGCGUGCGCCGACGCCACGCGCCGCGGCGUGCUCGCGCUGCACGGCAGCCGCGGUGCCUUCCACAGCCACAAGCAACCCGCCUUCCAGGCAAUUUAUAACGCCAUCAACGAGUACGAAAUUGGUACAGAUCCUAUGGCAGUGUUGACUAAAAUGGAAAAAUACCUCACUGAAGCGCCACCAUCGCUCUGUGGAAACUUAAAGGAAGCGUUCCUUAAGGUACCACAGGAAGUACUCGCACAAAAUUAUACUAGACCAGAUAGAUAGCAUCUAUAUACUAAGAGAUUUGAACUUAACGCUACAGUAUGUACGAGUAGGUAUGUAAGUAUAAGUAAAUACAGAUAAGUAUUAUUUUGUAAUUUAUUUCAACAGCCAUAAUGUUGUAUUACAAACAGAACCGAAACAAUUUUAUUUACAUUAUUACAAUAAGUCCACAACAAAUGUACCAAAUAUUAGUUUUAAAAUAAAAGUUAUUUAAAAAAGCAAAACCAACCAGAUCUUGUCAAAGAUUCUGAACACAAAUAGAUAUUCUGUGAUGGUAAAUUAUAUUAAUUAUACUCU
Messenger RNA from Maniola jurtina (meadow brown), 1545 nucleotides. It is a transcript of the gene shams, whose product is annotated as glucoside xylosyltransferase 1. NCBI's taxonomy places the organism in Eukaryota, Metazoa, Arthropoda, Insecta, Lepidoptera, Nymphalidae. The record is from RefSeq and is a predicted model, not a curated record. Bases 154 to 1251 code for a protein of 365 amino acids. The transcript has 6 exons. Gene Ontology annotation, molecular function: UDP-xylosyltransferase activity. Gene Ontology annotation, biological process: protein O-linked glycosylation via N-acetylgalactosamine.